GGGGCGCGAAACGGUGCGGGCACGAUGUCCAUGGAGGCUCUCGUCGCGGCGCUCCAAGAUCCGGAGACGCGCGAGAAUGCGCUGCUGGACCUGAGCAAGAAGAGGGACAUGUUCACGGACUUGGCGCCCAUCUUGUGGCACUCCUUCGGCGUCAUCCCCGCGCUGGUCCAGGAGAUCGUGUCCAUCUAUCCCCUGCUCUCGCCGCCGUCGCUCACGAACCACGCGUCCAACAGGGUGUGCAACGCGCUCGCGCUCCUGCAGUGCGUCGCGUCGCACCCAGACACCCGCGCGUUCUUUCUCAACGCGCACAUCCCCCUGUUCCUGUACCCUUUCCUGAACACGGUGAGCAAAACGAGGCCGUUCGAGUACCUCCGGCUCACGUCCCUGGGCGUCAUAGGCGCGCUGGUCAAGGUUGACGACACCGACGUGAUCAACUUUUUGCUCUCCACGGAGAUCAUCCCGCUGUGCCUGAGGACCAUGGAGCUCGGGAGCGAGCUGUCCAAGACGGUCGCCACGUUCAUCGUGCAGAAGAUUCUGAGCGAUGAGGUCGGAUUGAACUACAUAUGCGCCACCGCCGAACGAUGCUACGCCGUGGGCACUGUGCUGGGCGGGAUGGUCACCAUGCUCGCGGAACAGCCGUCGGUGAGGCUCCUGAAGCACAUCAUCAGGUGCUACUUGCGACUGUCUGACAACCCGCGGGCGCGGGAGUGCCUCCGCCAGUGCUUCCCGGAUCAGCUGCGGGACCCGAACUUCACCGCCUGUCUCAAGGACGAUGUGGCGACGCAGAAGUGGCUGAUGCAGCUCCUCAUGCAGCUGGGUUCAAACUAAGUGUUAGGGGGUUUUAGGGGGUUGUUUCAGGGUACUAGGCCCUGAAGUCGCAUACAAAAUCAUCACAUUCAAGAAGCGG
Micromonas commoda is the source of this 907-nucleotide messenger RNA. RefSeq lists its product with no specific name. Gene Ontology annotation, biological process: mRNA catabolic process; negative regulation of translation. NCBI's taxonomy places the organism in Eukaryota, Viridiplantae, Chlorophyta, Mamiellophyceae, Mamiellales, Mamiellaceae. The transcript has a single exon. Gene Ontology annotation, cellular component: CCR4-NOT complex; CCR4-NOT core complex; P-body. The record is from RefSeq and is a predicted model, not a curated record. The coding region runs from base 25 to 828 and encodes 267 amino acids.